This is a messenger RNA of Cricetulus griseus (Chinese hamster), 3496 nucleotides long. NCBI's taxonomy places the organism in Eukaryota, Metazoa, Chordata, Mammalia, Rodentia, Cricetidae. The record is from RefSeq and is a predicted model, not a curated record.
CAGGAUUUCCGGGGUUGGUCUAUAGCUGUGGGAUAGGAUCUGCAUAUUCCCUCCAAGCUCUGUCAUUUCACUGUACCCUGGAGAGUGAGGUGCUGUCCUUUCAUGAUGUGGCUCUGCACUUUUGUCCUGACCUUUCUCACUGCUUGCCUGACUCAGGGGCACCCACCCUCACCACCCAUAGUGGACACGGUUCAUGGCAAAGUCCUGGGGAAGUAUGUGAGCUUAGAAGGAUUCACACAGCCUGUGGCCAUCUUCCUUGGAGUCCCCUUUGCCAAGCCUCCUCUUGGAUCUCUGAGGUUUGCUCCACCACAGUCUGCAGAGCCCUGGAGCUUCGUGAAGAAUGCCACCUCCUAUCCUCCUAUGUGCUCCCAAGACCCAGCAGCAGGGCAGAUGCUCUCAGCACUCUUCACCAACAGAAAGGAGACCAUUCCUCUCACGUUUUCUGAAGACUGUCUCUACCUGAAUAUUUACACUCCUGCCGACUUGACAAAGAGCAGCAGGCUGCCGGUGAUGGUGUGGAUCCAUGGAGGUGGACUGGUGGAUGGGGCAUCCACAUAUGAUGGAUUGCCCCUCUCAGCUCAUGAAAACGUGGUUGUAGUGACCAUUCAGUAUCGCCUGGGCAUCUGGGGCUUCUUCAGCACACAGGAUGAACACAGCCGGGGAAACUGGGGUCAUUUGGACCAGGUGGCUGCACUGCACUGGGUUCAAGACAACAUUGCCAAUUUUGGAGGGGACCCAGGCUCUGUGACCAUCUUUGGAGAGUCAGCAGGAGGUGCAAGUGUCUCUGUUCUUGUGUUAUCUCCCCUGGCCAAGAACCUCUUCCACAGGGCCAUUUCCCAGAGCAGUGUGAUCCUUAAUCCUUGCCUGUUUGGAAGAGAUGCCAGACCCAUAGCUGAGAGAGUGGCUGCUCUUGCUGGCUGUAAAACCACCACCUCAGCUGCCAUGGUUCACUGCCUGCGCCAGAAGACAGAGGACGAACUCUUGGAAAUCACAAAGAAAAUGAAGUUUGGUGCUCUUGAUUUUCUUGGAGACCCCAGAGAGAGCUACCCUUUCCUGCCCACUGUGAUUGAUGGAGUGGUGCUGCCAAAGACACCAGAAGAGAUCCUGGCUGAGAAGAGCUUCAACACUGUCCCCUACAUGGUGGGCAUCAACAAGCAAGAGUUUGGCUGGAGCAUGCCAAUGAUGAUAGGCUUUCCACUUUCUGAAGACAAACUGGACCAGAAAAGGACCACUUCCCUUCUUUGGCAGUCUUACCCGAUCCUUAACAUCUCUGAGAGUCUGAUUCCAGCAGCCAUUGAGAAGUAUUUAUCAGGGACAGACAACCCCAUCAGAAAGAAAGACCUUCUCCUGGACUUAAUGGGAGAUGUAAUGUUUGGUGUACCAUCUGUGAUUGUGUCUCGUGGCCACAGAGAUGCUGGAGCCCCCACCUAUAUGUAUGAGUUUCAAUAUCUCCCAAGCUUUGUAUCAGACAUGAGACCCAAGACUGUGAAAGGAGACCAUGGCGAUGAUCUCUUCUCUGUAUGGGGAGCCCCAUUUUUAAAAGAGGGUGCUUCAGAAGAGGAGAUCAAUCUCAGCAAGAUGGUGAUGAAAUUCUGGGGCAACUUUGCUCGGAAUGGGAAUCCCAAUGGGGAAGGGCUGCCCCAUUGGCCAGAGUAUGACCAGAAGGAAGGCUAUCUGCAGAUUGGAGUCCCAACACAGGCAGCCCAUAGGCUGAAAGACAAGGAAGUGGCCUUUUGGACUGAGCUCAGAGCCAAGGAACCUGCAGAGAGACCAACCCAGAGGAAACACGUUGAGCUUUGAUCAGGAGGCACAGCCAUGAUUGAGAGCCUGGAUCCAAGAAAAGGGAUAUACCACAGAAGUUGUUGCCAAAGUAAAGCAUCUUAUUGUUGAGGACAUAUAAUCAUGUGGCAUGCCAUACAAUAAGGAAAGACAUGGAAUUGUGUAGCACACUAUACAAACACAAUAAGGAGAAAUGUUUGAGUUUAUGCUCUCAAUUUUUUUGUUUUUGUUUGUUUGUUUGUUUGUUUUGAGACAGGGUUACUCUGUAGCUUUGGUGCUGUCCUGUAACUCACUCUGUAGACCAGGCUGGCCUCAAACUCACCGAGAUCUGCCUGUCUCUGCUGGGAUUAAAGGCAUUUGUCACUGCUCUCACAUUUUAACAACACAAAACCAUUCCCCCAGGAAAUCAAACCAGAGUGUGUAUCUUUGUUUCAAGAUGAAUCUAUGGGCAUUAGAAAGGGACAUAAGGAGAGAGAUCCAGCAUCAUGAGAUGUCACCUCCCCAGGGGAUGAAUGGAUAAUUGACUGUCCUGCUGCCUAAAGCAAAGGAUCAUGCUGUGGAAGAGAUGAGAUUUUUGUUGUGCCACUUUUUUCCUGGAUACACACAAACAAGGUCCACUCAUCCCAGAGAGCGCAGGAAUGAAUGACAGCAGAGAAAUGAUUCUACCCAAGUGAUCACUUGCAAAAUUAAGAACAAUUUACACAACUGUAAGAGACAGUGGGAAUAAAAUAUACACUACCACUACAAAAUGCUAGAUUUGGGGCACAUAGAGUAGGAAUGCAGAUAAAAAAGACUGAAAGACAAUGGGGCAAACAUUAGGUCCUUUAUAUUCAUGACCUACACCUAUGGCAUAUCAUGUUCAUAUGAGAGCACCAGAAGGCUAGAAUGUACUCUAUAGGCCUGCCAGGUAUGGUGAAUAUGGCCUUUCUGAACUGGCCCUGCUCACUGUCUGUAGCUGUCCUCUGUUAUUGGUUCCACAUCCUUUCUUUCCUGACCUCCUAGGGUCUCCUUAGCAACUCAGGUUUCACCCUCAUAACUUCAUUCAUGGCCUUCGUAUAGGCUGCUGAUGGCCAUUUGGACCGUGGCAUACAUUGUCUGUUUUUCCUUUGAAAUCCAUGUCAAGGCUUCCAUGAACAAGCAGUUUGCAUUAUGUGCCUGCAGAAACACCAUCAUGGAUGAUGGCAAAGUCUGUCCCCAAAUGGUGGGGUACACAGGCUCUUAGAAUACAGUUGUAGGAGACCCUUAGGACCUAGAUAGAUGUCAGAAUGUAGGAAGAAUCUCCCAUGGCUUGUGUGAUAGGACACCAUGGAUAAUUCUCUUCUCAAAGUAAAUGUUUUUGUUCUUGAGAGCAAUGGGUAGGAACUAAAUAAUUUCCAUGAUGCUCUCAAGGUAUUUUUCUUUUUCAGAUGAAAAUUUGUGGCCUAUUUUUAAGAUUUUAAUAUGGACAUGUACCACAAUUUCCUUGUCUCCAACAUCAAAUGAGUUUUUGCCAGCAAACUGCACAUCUUAUUGCAUAUUGAUGCUAAGUUUCACUGUAAGCCUAGCGACCAGCAUCUACUAAUAACCAGCCAGGCCUGAAUGCUGUUCUGUUGAAAGUUUCCAUCACCAGCUUUAUCAAAUCCCUUUAAAUUCAGUCACAAGCAAAGUCUCAUACUGUGAACACUUCCUUGCCAAUAAGCAAUACAUAGAGUAAUUAAUUAAAAAGUAACCUCUCCUA